Phytophthora infestans T30-4 is the source of this 2112-nucleotide messenger RNA. RefSeq lists its product as uncharacterized. The coding region runs from base 1 to 2112 and encodes 703 amino acids. Gene Ontology annotation, biological process: exocytosis; Golgi to plasma membrane transport. The transcript has 6 exons. Gene Ontology annotation, cellular component: exocyst; cytoplasm. The record is from RefSeq and is a predicted model, not a curated record. Lineage: Eukaryota; Oomycota; Peronosporomycetes; Peronosporales; Peronosporaceae.
AUGGUGGACGAGCUGUUAGCGAGCACGUGGGAGCCAACAGACCCGACUUUCGACACAAGGAGCUGUCUCACCUCGUUCAGCCAGCACACGUCAUCGCUCAACGCUCUCCAAAGUGUAUUGGCUGCGUCGAUUGAGCGUCUCGUCCAGCACCGCAAAGUGGUGUCUAACCGUAUUGCAGAACUGGAACAGGACAGUCGACGAGUGAGCAGCAAGUUCCACGAGGGACUCCUCAAGCCGGAUAUGCUGCUUAAUGAUAUUUGUGCUCAGAUGGAAGACUUGGAGGAGAGAUUUACUAAAGUGAGUUCUUCGGCCGUGACGAUUGGAGAUAAAUUGUCGACGUUGGAUACGGAGCGGUCCCGAGUAUUGGAGACGGACGAGGUGAUGGAGGCGCUAUUGGCUCUGAACGACCCCAGUAGCAAGUUGACCAAGUCAAGUAACAAACUUUUCAAUACACUACACGACCCCAACCAGCUGCAUGAAGCUUCGCGGAUUAUCAAGAAGAUGAGUGCGUUUUCCUCCGAGUUGUCGUCUUCUGCCAUGGCGUAUGCGGUGGCAGAGAUCGAGCGACUGAGUCAGACGACGGAGAAUAAUUUGCUGACAGAGUUCAGCCACGAACAGGAGAAAGAAAACUUGACGGGGAUGCGGCGAUGUGCCGAGUCGUUAAUCGAGUACAGCGACAAGGAGAAGGUGGCGGAUCGAUACGUGUGGAACGUCAUGUGCGAUCAACUAGCAACAGCUGCUGGGGAGCCUGUCACGUCGUCACUGGACCCGAUUGAGGAUCUGGACGCGCUCUUCUCCAAGAUCCUGACCAUCUGUACGGACCAAUUUCCAGUGAUCGACAGCGUCUUCCCUGCUGUAGCCUGCGCCUCCAUCCGCGAGCUGCUAGUGGAGCGCUUGUUCAAUGACCCAGCGUUUGGGGUUUUAUCCUUCUUGGACCAAUUUCUCAAAACCCGUCGGUACACUGAAUCGCCCCCAGACUUUGCAAGUGUAUCCUCUUCCACGUCGUCUUCACCGAACCGAGACUACGUGCGACUGUUGUGUUCAUCGUACGAGAGAGCGUGUGUCUUGGUGGCUGAGAUCGAAGAUAUCGACCAGUCAAAAGCAAACAAGCCAGACGCUGUAUCAAACCAAGACUCGAGUACCGUCGACGAUCACUUGACUGAACCUCCUGCUGCCAACGAGAACGAGAGAAUCCACACGUUUCUCAAUCUCCAGCUCCAUUCUCUGUUUGGCAACCAUCGAGACAAGUAUCUACAGGCAGAGCUGGACUUGUUGCAAGACCAAUUCAAGGGCAUCAUAGCCUCAGUAUCGUUUCCCCAGCCGCCCGUAUCUUCCCGAAGCAAAGGAGGCGUAUCCAAAACCAAAACUGUGGCCACAACAACUGUCACGAUUACAUCCUCGCCGUCUCAAUCGGCGUCCUCCAUUCAGUUGGUGUCUUCAGCCUCCACGACGUCGAUAUCGUCGUCCAAUCUCGAGAAAGAUAUCUCCCAAUUGGAGUCGUCGCUUGUAUUCUUCGAGACUCUCCAAGCGCUGGCGGAAGACGAAGAUGUAGCCAUCAAGUAUGGGGAAGUGCUGAACGAGACAAUUGAUCGCUGCGACAUUGUCUUGAAAAGCUCCGAGCUACGUGGAGAGCUCAUCACCAAGGCGUUCACGUCUUUCGUGGCUUCAUUUGGAGACGAGUAUUUGGGGGAGAUUUUACAAGAACAGCGGAUAACUCCAGAUUCCCCCAUGCAGUUUUUCAUCCUCACAGAGGCUUUACUCAAGCGAAUUGACUUCCUCGACGACCAAUUCGAAGCUUCCAUUACGCCGUUGCAGGAGGAUUUGCCUACCGAGCUCACAAUCUGCCAAGAGAGCAAGCAGAAAUGUCUCAACAAGCUCGAAAGCGCUAUCGGAUCCGGACUCCAGCAAGUGUUGACUGUGCUGGAGAAGGCGAUUGGCCAGAUCCUGACCGCCCACCAGAACAAAGGAGACUUCCUCGGCAGUCAAGCCAGCAUGUCGCUCUCGUCCUCCAAGGCCUGUCAGAAGUGCACUGAGUAUUUGCAGCCACUCGUGACUGUCCUCUGUCGCGUCCUGGUGCGUAUAGAAGUCAACAUACACUGCAACUAUACUUGA